Messenger RNA from Siniperca chuatsi (mandarin fish), 3063 nucleotides. RefSeq names its product proline-rich coiled-coil 1 (gene prrc1). Gene Ontology annotation, biological process: activation of protein kinase A activity. Gene Ontology annotation, molecular function: protein kinase A regulatory subunit binding. NCBI's taxonomy places the organism in Eukaryota, Metazoa, Chordata, Actinopteri, Centrarchiformes, Sinipercidae. Gene Ontology annotation, cellular component: cytoplasm. The record is from RefSeq and is a predicted model, not a curated record.
AGGAUGCACAAAAGAGAAAUGAGAAGAGGUUCAAGAAAGGGCAACGGUCGAGUAGACGUGGCAACACAUGACGACAUCAAAGUGGGUCGGUGGUUUAUUCAUGCGGGUUUGCUGAGCCGUACUGAGCUAGUCUAGCUAGCAGUGUAGGUAUAAGGCAGAGAAGAUGAUGGAAGAGAGUGGGAUUGAGACUACACCUCCUGCCAGCCCUACACCUCCUCCGACUGUGGUUGCCACAGUGAGCAACCUGCCAGUGACAAUAGGUCUGUCUAGCACUCUGUCCCUCCCAGGCACCAGCUCCGUCUCCAUCGGUUCCCCCUCAGUCUCCACCGCUCUCCCUGUUCCCUCCCUCCCUGCUAUCAGCGGCCCUCUGGCUGCACCCACCUCCCUAUCCUCCCAGUUUCCCCCAGCCUCCCCCUUCACCAGCAGCUCUCCUUUCCCACCUUCUGCCUACCCCUCUUUGCCUCCUCUGACAUCCCCCAUCAGACCACCUGCCCCCUCAGCUCCCGGCAUGUCGGCCCCUCCUGUAGGCCCGCCAGUAUCCAGCUUCUCAAUGAGUGCAGGAUAUGACAUCACAAGGGGUCAUGCCGGUCGAACACCACAGACACCACUUAUGCCAACAUUCUCCAGUCCUACCGCCAUGACAGGUGUAGUGUCAAACCCGCUGGUUCAGCAGCCAGCCUUGACAGGAGGAUUAGAUACUGGAUCUCCCAUCACGUUCCCAGAGGAGCAGGAAGAUCCCAGAGUGUCUGGAGACACCAACACUGGUGGAGGCAUCUGGGGUUUUUUCAAGGGAGUAGCAGGCAACCCUGUAGUAAAGACAGUCCUGGACAAAACCAAGCACUCUGUCGAGUCCAUGAUCACCACUCUGGAUCCUGGCAUGGCUCCAUACAUCAAGUCUGGUGGAGAUAUUGACAUUGUGGUGACUUCAGAUAAGGAGAUGAAUGUGGAGGCAGUCAGAGACGCCUUCCAGGAGGUUUUUGGGAUGGCCAUGGUAACUGGAGAGCCUGGUCAGUCUAACAUUGCCCCACAGCCUGUGGGCUAUGCAGCCGGUGUCAAGGGGGCUCAGGAGCGCAUUGACAGCUUGCGUCGAGCUGGUGUGAUCCAUGAGAAGCAGCCAGUGGUCUCACUGGAAAACUUCAUCGCUGAACUCUUUCCUGACAAGUGGUUUGACAUCGGCUGUUUGAUCCUGGAGGACCCUGGUCACAGUAUCCGCAUCGAGGUCUUCACUCAGGCAACUCCUCUGGCUCUAGAUAACGUCCAACAGGCUCAGUCCCUGACCCCUCCUGACUACAGCCUGCGCUGGUCAGGUCUGAUUGUUACAGUGGGUGAGGUCCUGGAGCGCAGCAUGCCCAACAUCAACAGAACCGACUGGCACCAGGCCAUGACGGGCAUGACCCAACGGCAGAUGAUCCAGAGCGCUACCAAAGCUCUGGCUGGAAUCUACAAACAGCAGCUGCCACCCAGGAGCGCGUGAAGCUGAAUGGUUUCUGUCACAUGCUGGGAGGAGGUGGAGACACAUUGGAGGAAAAAUUAACUUAUGGUACAGCGAGGUUUCUCGUAACUCCCCAUCCAUCCUCCAUGUGUCCUUGUGGGGCAAAGCCAAAUGCACAUUUCUUUAACAAUAGUGAUGUUUGUUUACUGACAUUCCAACAUGUCAGCCUUUUUGCUGAAAGGUCAUCAAAUAUCAAAUCAAUACUUUGUUGCCAACUCAGGCUUUAAAGAAGACUUAAUCUUUUAAGGAGGAUAACGAGAUGAUCAGUUAAUGGUUAUUACACAUCAUGUAUAUUAAUAUCAACAACCUUAACAGAUAUUGUGGUAAUAUUUAGUUUUCUUAUUUUGUUUAUGAAUGCUCAUGGUUAUUGUAGAAGCUAUUACAAAGACUGUGUUGCAGUUGUAUUCUAUAUACUAGAGGUUGUCGCAAUUUUGGAAACCCUACUCAAACCUUACUUGCAUGAAUUCAGUUAUUAUUUCUGUUGUUUUUUUUGUUUUGUUGUUUUAAAAGAGACACAGUCCAAGAUGCAGACAGACCCAAACAGAGAGAGAUCACCAACACUUUGACCUGAAACCUGAGACGUGUAGAAAAACAUGACCCUACCUGACCCAAUUAGACUGAAUGUAAUGUGGACCUGGCCUGACUCGGGCCCUGGGUUGGGUCAUGGAUACUGGAUAUAUAGACAUGGAUAUAGAACUGGGUGGACCUGUGGAGUCCUCUACUAUAUACUGCAACACUGUAAAUUCUACUUUGUACUAAAGUUGGAAGUGCACUAUUGUGGCAGUUGGUAUUCAAGAUACUAGUGUAAUUAAUAUGAAGCAAUUGUGCUGCAAAUGGUUGGUUAUUUUGAAGUAUUUGAUAAUGGCAAAAUGGUGAUCUCUGCUGGACAACCUUUGGUGUUGCAAAGAGUUCAAUCCAAGACUGAGGUUUUGUUCAGUAAAGGUUAAAUAAUAUAAAAUGACCACUGUUCAUUGUACAGUUCUGCUUCACUGUGGAAGAUUGACAAUCACAGCCUGUAUUCAAAAUCAGUGUGACACCUCUGAGUGUCUACGAGUGUGGUGUAAAAAGGCGUCAUUUAUGAUAAUUGGAUUUUUGCUGCAUUGAAGUGAGGAUUCAUCAUUAGUUCCCUGCUUUGCCCUGUUGAUAACCCAGCCUUGCCCUUAAUGCCUCACUCUAAAGUCAAGCAAGUUUAGUCUGCGUGCUGGUCUUUCUAUGUAAACUUAAUUUAAUCAUUUUUCCAGUGUGAAUGCACUAAAUCAUUUUAGAAUCAGUAUAUAGUCUGCAACUGGGACACAGCUAGAAUGGUCUGAUGGGUCAAAUGGUGUCAUGUUUUAGAUAUAAUGUAUUGGUUUAAAAAAACAGUAUCACAUUAAUUGAUUAUUGCAUGUUUAUUGCAAAAUAUUAGCUCACCAUUAAAUUUGUGCACUCGUUAGGUAAAAACACAUUUUGAUCCAUGAGUAAUUGCAACAGGAUGCUAACAGUAACCUGGGGAAGGGUGGAAAGAACAUUCUUCUGUGUGCUUUGUGUCCUCUUAAUGUCUUUUUACACAAAUAAAUCACUUUUUCAUGUUG